AUGUUCAAUUGUGGGACCAGCACUGCAUGUCGCUCGGGAGGGGGGAAGAUCGGCCACGCGGGCGGUGUAGGGGGGGUUGGAGGCGGGGAGGUUGCCACGCAGGUUGCCAGCAGGACCGCCGUCGAUGCCCUGCUGCAGUCGAAUCCCCGUUGUGCUUCGACUGUGAUCCCAAACGUCGGAUUCCACUCGAACGAGGCUCGACGCGGAGAUCCCCAUGCUAUACCUAGCACAGUGCUUCUGCGGCCAUUGUUGGAGUGCGACCUCACAGCAUCCACAGUCGACGCACCGACUGCUGGGGGUGCGCAGGGCCAGAUGUGCGCCGCGGGACCACUGUGGAGGGGCCCUGUGGCCUCAAAGUCCUCUCUCGCCGCCCUCGCCGUGCCUCCCCGCGCUCUGCCCUCUCCUCCUGUUCCCCCCUCCUCUCUGCUGCUCAGGAGUCGCUGCGGUUCGCCCGCGCUGUCUCGGCGCGUGCGAGCGCUAUGCUUUGCCGGCACCUUUGCAAGUGCCAUCGCGAGCUCUGCUGGCAUCCUUGAGUCCGGCGUGCGCGUGAGCUGGAGCUGA
Molecule: messenger RNA, 561 nt
Organism: Prorocentrum cordatum
Lineage: Eukaryota; Dinophyceae; Prorocentrales; Prorocentraceae
Source: the annotation of a GenBank genome assembly